Molecule: messenger RNA, 3203 nt
Organism: Sciurus carolinensis (gray squirrel)
Lineage: Eukaryota; Metazoa; Chordata; Mammalia; Rodentia; Sciuridae
Gene: Spsb1
Product: splA/ryanodine receptor domain and SOCS box containing 1
Exons: 4
Coding region: 550-1371 (273 amino acids)
Biological process (GO): proteasome-mediated ubiquitin-dependent protein catabolic process
Cellular component (GO): SCF ubiquitin ligase complex
Molecular function (GO): protein binding
Source: RefSeq, a predicted model, not a curated record
GCUUUUUCGCCUCAGCACAGAAGUCGCGUUCGGGCAGCCAGCGCGCUCGCAGCAGGAACAGGCUCCAGGCGCUGGCGCCGGGGCCGCGGGGAGGAGGCGACUUCGCUCCCUGCGGCGGGCGCGGCCCGGGCGCCCCGAGCCUCCUGGGUCCCGGAGAGCGGCGGCGGCCUCCCGGCGCGCGGUAGGCAGCGCCCGACACCGAGGACCCGGUGACAAGCUGGUGCCAUGGAAAUCUGGCCCCAGAACCCUUUAUCUUGCCUGGAAAUUUAGGAUUCAUUUAUUUGCUGCCUUUGGACUCGCUGGGGCUAUCCCCUCUAGAAUGUUCAGGACUUUCCAGGCUGAUGGGGUUGGAGGAGGAAGGCCAGGAACGUAGAAGCUCUUGAAUGCUCUCGUGGCCCAGGAACGCCACGGAAUGCUCCCCAACGUUUGGAGGUCUCCUGGCAACCGUCCUUAGGAGUUCUGCCCGGCCCGACUAGAAGAGUGGAGCUAAGGCCCGGAGAUCGAUGCGUCUGCCCUGGGAGCCAGCGAGAAGGUGAAAGCAGGGCGAACAUGGGUCAGAAGGUCACCGGAGGGAUCAAGACUGUGGACAUGCGGGACCCUGCAUACCGGCCCCUGAAGCAGGAGCUCCAGGGCCUGGAUUACUGCAAGCCCACCCGGCUGGACCUGCUGCUGGACAUGCCCCCCGUGUCCUACGACGUCCAGCUGCGGCACUCCUGGAACAACGAUGACCGCUCGCUCAAUGUCUUUGUGAAGGAGGACGACAAGCUGAUCUUCCACCGGCACCCAGUGGCCCAGAGCACAGACGCCAUCAGGGGCAAAGUCGGCUACACCCGCGGGCUGCACGUGUGGCAGAUCACGUGGGCCAUGAGACAGCGGGGCACGCAUGCCGUGGUGGGAGUGGCCACGGCGGACGCCCCCUUGCACUCCGUGGGGUACACGACCCUCGUGGGGAAUAACCACGAGUCCUGGGGCUGGGACUUGGGGCGGAACCGGCUCUACCAUGACGGCAAGAACCAACCCAGCAAAACGUACCCAGCCUUUCUGGAGCCAGAUGAGACGUUCAUCGUCCCUGACUCCUUCCUUGUGGCCCUGGACAUGGAUGACGGGACCCUGAGUUUCAUUGUGGAUGGACAGUACAUGGGAGUGGCUUUUCGGGGACUCAAGGGCAAAAAACUGUAUCCUGUAGUGAGCGCCGUCUGGGGCCACUGUGAGAUCCGUAUGCGCUACUUGAAUGGACUCGAUCCCGAGCCCCUGCCGCUCAUGGAUCUCUGCCGCCGCUCGGUGCGCCUGGCCCUGGGGAAGGAGCGCCUGGGCGCCAUCCCCGCGCUGCCGCUGCCUGCCGCCCUCAAGGCCUACCUCCUCUACCAGUGACAGCGACGCUCCGCCAGGACCGCUGCCCGACCGCCGCUGGUGCCAACUCACUGAGCCACCGGGGCCUCUGCACCCUGCGCCUGGGAGCGCAGCCCGCGGCCGCAGACAAAAGUGCCUACUCCUCCUCCUCCUGGCCGCCUCUGCCUGGACCUAGGACAGGUCUCUGCCCGACGGGACCUGGACAGAGCACGGGCUCUUCUCCCGGCACUGGCCGUGCCGCGUCCCAGCGGGCCGAAUCAUAGCCGCUCCUUGAAACCAGACGCAGAGAAUAAACUCUAGAAGCCACCAUGGAGGCCUGUGUGGCUUGCUGUCCACACCCUGGGCAAAGGCUGUGGCCCGGCGGUCCCGGGUGGUGGCGCUGGCAGGAAGUGCCAGGGCUCAAGGGCAGAGAGCAGGAGUGGGAAGGGCCAGGGCCAGGCUGUGCACAUGCAGCUCAGGAUGCCAAACGCCACGGACUGAGGCAGAAGCCGAGGCGGACCUGCCGCAGGCAGAUAAGCACGGCCAUCCGGCUGCCAGCGCCCCGCCCCUGUAUUUAUUCUUUUAACAAUAACAAGUCCGUUUAUUUAUUCCAUUCGGAAAGGAAACCUCGUCUCAGUCACCUCUCUGGCGUGUUCUGUCCUUUCCCCCAUCUGCCACCUCCCCGGGACUUGUGUGCCACACCUGUCCUUCCUGGGCCGUGCCUGUGGCGCGGUGCCCUGGUGCUCAGGCACAAGGGUGUCUCUGUUGUAGCUCUCCAGUUUCCCCGGGCUCUGCGCUGAGUUCUCAAGCAGGCCCCUCGAGAGACUUAGCCUCACGUGCAAUAGAGUGUCUUAGGGAGCCCACCUGAGAGGGCUGCGCAGGGCCCGGGGUCCCCAGGUAGCCACUUACCUCUUGAGUUCAUAUAUCAUUGCACACGUUUGGAUUUCUUUUGUUGUCUAUGAUUUUUUUGGUGUGGGUUUGAUUUUGCAUCUGCUUUUCUAGAAGAGAUUUCCCAAGUGCAUUCUCAGAAGCUCUGUGUCCCGGAAGACCUCCUGCAACCAAGAAAGGGAGAAAGAGGGUCCCCAUCCCCCGAGAAGCCACAGGCAGGGCAGGCAGGGCAGGCAGGGCAGGGAGAGCAGGUGUCGAGUCCAGCCUCACAAAGCCCCUGGGGAGCUCUGCUCAGCACCCUUGGGGCCUCUUCACCAUGACACCCCCGCCUCAGGCGGGGGUGGGGUCAGCCCGCAGCAGGAUGUCUGUCCCCAGCAAGGCCCCCAUGUGGUGUCCCGCACCUUUUGUCUUGAAACCAACUCCCUGGGAGUCUGAGCUCUGUUCGUUUCUGCACAGGUACAAUAGAUGACUUUAUUUGUUUAAAAUGUUUAAUAUAUAUGCAUAUGUAUUUGUCCAUAAGAAUCGUGUUUGAAGCAGCUGCUGUAGGGUACCUUUUUUAAAAAAUAAAAUUCUUCCAGUGGAGUUUAUUUUUUAAAGCACAAAACUGGUGCCAAGACCGGGUGAGGAAUGUAAAUUACCCCCUGAAUAUUUUGAGGUUUUUUUUUCCCCCUUUGGGGGCAGGGGACCUUACCUGUCAGACUCUUGAAGAUUUCUUUGCUCCUGUUUCAGGGUGGGUCACAUUCUGACACUCUUGCACACGAGAGAGCUUCACUUGUACAGACUCCAGCUUGCCUCCUGGACCAGCGUCCCCCUUGGGUGCUGGUGGAUGCUGGGCUCUCUGCCUCCCCCAACCUUCACUCCCUGGGACCCUCCACCCACCUAUCUUUCCUCUCAGCCCAGAGCCUUGUGGCGUGUAUAGUUCUGAAACUCCCGUUCUAUUUUAUGAUGGUUCAUAAUAGCCAGUAACCUAAUAAAAGAAAGUUUGU